AUUCGAUAAAUUGAAUUAUUGUAUUUUUGUUUGCAAAAUUUUUCUCAAUUAAGAAUUCAUAUCACCAAAAGAAAAGAAAUCUAAUUUGAGCAAUUAUUUUUUUUUAGAACCGGGCAGCGGUGAUUAUGAUAACCGUAUAGUGAAUACGGUAUUAUACGUUCAAUUCUCGCAUCAUUUUCAAUACAGUGUUGUUUUGACUUUUGAAUUUGAAAUUCCCAAAAAAUUUUUUUUUCGGGUUUCAAAUUUUUAUUUUUAUUAAAGAAACGAUCAAUUGAUCGAUCGAAUAAUGGCUUCCAAUGACGAUCAUAACAUCAUUCAACAUGACAACGAUAUUCAAUUUGAAUCACAAAAAUCAUCAACAUCAUUUGAUCAUAUUAUUUCAAUUAAUUUGAAUGAAAAAUCAUCAACAAUUAAUGAUGAUGUUAAUCAACAAACAGCCACAUUUACAGCUGCUGAACAGGUUCUUAUGCAGAUACAGAAUCCAUCCACAGAACUUGAAAUUACUAAUAAUAAUAAUAAUAAUAAUAAUAAUGAGGAUGGCGAUCAUAGUAUUGUUGAUAUUGUUGUUGUUCCUGAAACAAAUCAUUCAUCAACAGCAAAUGUUGAACCAAUAAAAAUGAUUGUUGAAAAUGUUGUUGAAAAUAUUUUAUCCAAACAAGAUGACGUUACCGAUAUAAAUAAUGAAAAUAUUUUGAUAAGAAAAUCAUCACGAAUACUUCGAUUACGAAAAACAGAUAAUAAUAAUGUUAAUAGAAUCAAUGAUGAAGAAUUUAUUAAUAAUGAUAAUGUCGAUGAUGAAGAUAAUGUAAAUAAUGAUCAAAAUAAACAAACAAAAAAACGUCGAACAAUCAAAUCGAAAAAUAAUGAUAAUGAUAGUGAUGAUGAAAACGAUAAUAUUGAUGAUGAUGAUGAUGAUUAUCAUGAAAAUGUUAAUGGUGGUGGUGAUGAUGAUGAUGAUGAAUUUCGUCCGCUUAAAAAACGUAAAAUUAUACGACGAAGUAAACAGACCGCUAAUAAAAUUACCACCGCCAAUACUAAUGCUACCAACAACACUACCGCUUCGACUAACACAAAAACAGGAUCAACAUCCAACGAAACAAAUCGUAUUCAACGAAUUCGUAUGGCAAAAGAUCGUGAAAUUGAACGUUUACAAAUGAUAUUAUACAAAUGUUAUAAACAUAAUAUGCUCAUUAACAAAUUGAAUCGAUUAUUAAUGAAAAUGAAUGGCUGUCUUAUGGAUAAAAUCUACAACACUAUGAACGCUAAUAAUAACGAUAGAAAUAAUGAAGAUGAUGAAUCAUUAUCAAUGAUAAGUGUAGGUAAAUCAUUAUUAACAUUAAUUCGUUCGAAACAGGAUUUACCAGAUAUGGAUAAUUUUAUUGCUCAAUAUGAUGAUCUAAUCAAACAAUAUGAUCAGUUAGAUCAAGAACGAAAAGAAAUCCUCGCCAAAAUUGAUGAUGAAAAUGUUGAACAAUCAUUAAUUGAUCAAACGAUUGGACCGUAUCUACGAAAACCGAAGAAAAAAUUUACAAUGUUUGAUAUGAUUGGUGUUGAUCGUCCUAUCGCGAAUAAAUCUACACCGAAAAAUAAUCGAAAUUCAGAAUCGACGAUAACGAAGAGAAAAAGACCCGCCAUCACAAAUUUUACUGAAAGUCAUGUUCCGAAAAAAGCCAAAUCAACAACAGGUGAUACGCCGUUACGUAACACAACAUUACGAACAAAAAAAUCAAAACGUAAAACCAAUAUACCGAUUAAUCAAGAAGAUUCUUCAGCUGAAAUAUUGGAUGGUGAUGAAAAAGCACAAAGUUAUCAUCCAUGUCCAUGGAUAAAUUGUACAUAUGAAAGUAAACGUGAAUGGGCAUUAAAUGAACAUAUAAAUCUAACCCAUACUGGAUUGAAACAAUUUGGCUGUAAAGUUGAUGGCUGUCCGAUGAUGUUUUUCAGUUCAUCUGAAUUAGAUAAUCAUAUGAAAAAAUGUCAUGUCGAAGCAGCAAGCAAAGAAUUUAUGCCCUGUACAUGGCCCGGUUGUAAUGCAUUAUUUAAAUCAAGAUUAGGUUUACGUGCACAUCUACAGGUGCAUAAAGGUGAAAAUCUUAUUCAAUGUGAUUGGCCUGGAUGUAAUUAUACAGCAAAAAAUAAACGACAACAUGAAAAUCAUUUACGUAAACAUACGGGUGAUCGACCAUUUUCAUGUGAUUAUCCGGGAUGUGAUUCAAAAUUUCGUACAAAUGAUUCAUUACGACAUCAUAAAAAAUCACAUUCCGAAUAUCGUCCAUUUCGUUGUGAUUGGCCUGGAUGUGAAGCAAAUUUUAAAACAAAUCGUGGUCUUACCAUACAUCGAGCUUUACAUACUGGUGAAAAAUUAUUCAAAUGUGAUUGGCCGGAUUGUGAAUUUGCAUCCGAACGUAAAUAUCAUGUUGAUCUACAUGUCUAUGAAAAUCAUACUCAUAUUAAACCAUAUCCAUGUUCAUGGAUGGGUUGUGAUGCUAGUUUUCUACGUAAUGAUAAACUACAGAAUCAUUUGAAAAUACAUCGUCAAGAAAAACCAUUCAAAUGUAUACAUCCAUCAUGUGAAAAACAUUUUGUUGAAAAAGGUAAUAUGAUGAAACAUUUUAAUAAUGUUCAUAAACGAUAAUAUUUUGUGAAAGAAAGCAUUUUGUUUUUUUUU
Dermatophagoides pteronyssinus (European house dust mite) is the source of this 2668-nucleotide messenger RNA. RefSeq lists its product as uncharacterized. Gene Ontology annotation, cellular component: nucleus. Gene Ontology annotation, molecular function: DNA-binding transcription factor activity, RNA polymerase II-specific; RNA polymerase II cis-regulatory region sequence-specific DNA binding. Gene Ontology annotation, biological process: regulation of transcription by RNA polymerase II. The record is from RefSeq and is a predicted model, not a curated record. NCBI's taxonomy places the organism in Eukaryota, Metazoa, Arthropoda, Arachnida, Sarcoptiformes, Pyroglyphidae.